AUGGCUACACCCAGAGAACUACCACUGUCCCCACCCCAGUCAUCAGGUGGUGAGCUCACUCCAGAGCGAGCUUCGGACUCUAUGAGCGCUUGCGUUUCAUUUUAUAUUCCCAACGGCAUGGAACAUGUCAAGAUGGACGAGUUUGGCGCUGGUUCCUCAUCAAUGAUCUACGCGUCUCCUCCUUCCUACUUCCAACCUCACGGCUAUCCAACUCCUUUGCCCGCCUCAACUCCUAUGCACAUGCACAUGGGCCACACAGCUGUCCACACGCCUCCUCCAGGGGCUGAUGACUCUAUGGCCAUAAUGGAAUCCUCCCAAGUUCACUCCCCUUCAGGCCGUCGUGCCUCUCCCCCCAAAGCAAAGCUCAGCAGAACUCCUCGGGAACGCAACAAUCGUGCUCGAAGAGGCACCACUACGAAAAACGACCUCCCACUCAGCGCCCCGUUGAGCGAGCUGACCGCACAUAUGACCAAUAUCCCACUCCGGGAUAUGGAUGCAUGGGUACAUCGAUCAACGGAAGUUCGUCUGCAAGAGAAGGCCGAAAAGGGAAAGGUCGCCCGUCCCAUGAAUUCCUUUAUGCUUUACCGAUCUGCCUACGCUGAGCGUAGCAAGCGGUUGCUCAGCCAGAAUAACCAUCAAGUAGUCUCCAGUACUGCUGGGAGAAGCUGGAAAAUGGAGCCUGCAGAGAUUAGGGACAAAUAUGAGGAGCUGGCCCGGAUCGAGCGAGAAGCUCACUCUCGUGCCCACCCUACCUACAAGUUCAAGCCCAACAAGGGCCCCGCCACAACCACUCGCAGACGGGGGAGAACUCACACCUCCGACUCCAGCAGCGAUGAAUACUCGAUGGUACCCCCGAUGCACUGUCGGACCCAAAGCUUUGAGUACCCACUCAGCAGUCGAGCCUCCACUCCCUUCGGCUCGCCGGACUCCUUCAUAACGCAUGGUAGCUAUCUUGGCUCAUCAUGGAACACAAGCCAUCCCGGCAUGCCAACCGUGCAGCCCCACGCUCUGAACAUGGGAUACGCCGAGGACUUGCAGUUUCGUCGCGGCAGCCCCAUGUCACAAGAAGUCUCAUACGGAGCCUCAAAUGGCCUAGCUGGGCUCCCAGGUGGCACUCAUGACGAUCUUCUCCAGCCUCAGGCAAUCCAGUUACUACCCGGUCAGCUUUCCAACGGCCACAUGGAUCCCCAGCUCCUCAACUUCCAGAGCGAUUCCCUGCCCAUCCCGGUGCCGAACGGCCCGAUCUAUUCCGCCUCCGACUUCCCUCCCUCUGGAUUCACUUCUUGGGAGGAGAUCCCUCCAGUCCAUUCCAGUCCGAUGCAAUAUCCCAUCUCUCAUAUGGCCGAUGACUACUUCCCAAACAUGCAUCAUGAUCCCAGCCUUGCCCCGUGGAUCCAUCAGCACGAAACACUCUAA
Messenger RNA from Penicillium maclennaniae, 1416 nucleotides. Its product is annotated as HMG-box domain-containing protein. The transcript has 4 exons. Gene Ontology annotation, molecular function: RNA polymerase II cis-regulatory region sequence-specific DNA binding; DNA-binding transcription factor activity, RNA polymerase II-specific. Bases 1 to 1416 code for a protein of 471 amino acids. NCBI's taxonomy places the organism in Eukaryota, Fungi, Ascomycota, Eurotiomycetes, Eurotiales, Aspergillaceae. Gene Ontology annotation, cellular component: nucleus. The record is from RefSeq and is a predicted model, not a curated record. Gene Ontology annotation, biological process: regulation of transcription by RNA polymerase II.